Molecule: messenger RNA, 982 nt
Organism: Drosophila navojoa
Lineage: Eukaryota; Metazoa; Arthropoda; Insecta; Diptera; Drosophilidae
Gene: Sod3
Product: Superoxide dismutase 3
Biological process (GO): superoxide metabolic process
Molecular function (GO): copper ion binding
Source: RefSeq, a predicted model, not a curated record
UAAAAUCAGUUGCUCGGCAGGUCUCCAAACCAAAGCUUCGCUGCAUUCCAAUCAAAGCGGUAAAUUGUUCAUCUUGCUGUAAAAUCAGUUUCAGUGCUAUUAAUUAAUAAAUACGAACUAAAACAACAAAAACACACGAAAUCAGCUGUUAACUAGCUCAAGAUGCUGCGCCUUCUCACCGUCACACUGGCUCUCUGUGCCACGAUCUGUGCCGCUGCACAAACUCGCAACCAACCCAUGGAAGCGAUUGCACAUUUGACUGGCCCACCGCAGUCGGACAACACGCAGGUGAAAGGAAAUGUCACCUUCAUUCAGAACGACUGCGGCCAGAGUGUGCAUGUGCGCAUCCAGCUGGAGAACGUGAUGGAGGGCAAGCACGGCUUCCACAUACACGAGAAGGGAGAUCUGAGCAAUGGCUGUGCCAGCCUGGGCGGGCACUACAAUCCCGACAAGGUGGAUCACGGUGCGCCCCAUCACGAGGUGCGUCACGUGGGCGAUCUGGGCAACAUUGAGGUGAACGCCAGCCGGACUAUCGACAUCACCUACACAGACUCCGUGAUCAGCCUGAGCGGCAAGCGCACCAUCAUCGGACGCAGCGUUGUCCUCCACGAGAUGGAGGACGAUCUGGGUCUGGGCAACCACACGGACUCCAAGAAGACGGGCAAUGCUGGCGGCCGCAUCGCCUGCGGUGUUAUUGGCAUUAACACGCUUGCACCAUAUGAACAGGCCGAACAACUACCCGAUCCACUACCCGAACAAGCUGAAUCCAUUGAAGCAUCAGCAUUGCACAGCACUCGUCAACGCACCCACCACACCGCAAAUCAGCCCACAUUUUAUGUGCCGCACGAUCAGCCUCACGAUCAUGUUAUCUAUCCACUACUGCGCCAUCCCUAUCCAUACGCAUAUCCGUACUAUCUAUAAGUCGGAUGUGGAUGAAUGGCCCUGCCGCGGCGGCGGUGCGGAUGCACUGCGUCAAUCCCUG